CUGGUGUUUGUGACCUGUUCAGUGCGUGACGGCGACGAGCACGUCAAAACACCGGUCAUUGUACGUACGCAAAGUUAUUUAACAAGCCGAGGAGAAAAAAACACAAGUUCGGUUCACACCCGAGAAGCUCCUGUCAGUGUUUGGUUGUCACUUUGGAAACUUUUUAAACGCGAAACGACGGUGUUUAUGCGACCAGAAGCUCUCGCGAAUGUCAUGUAUGGAUCAACCGUUAUGUGUCAAGCGCGCGACACAGUGUAAACGAAAGUGAUUCUGUAAAAUCCAGAAGGAUUUGUUGACUUUACCCAAAGAUUAUCAUCAUGUUCCCACUGGACUCCCCGUGGAAUAUUUCGUUCGCAGGCUGUGGUUUUCUGGGUAUUUAUCACAUCGGAGUGGCCAGCUGUCUACAGGAGCACGCGCCGUUUCUGGUCGAGAACGCGCGUCAUAUUUACGGCGCGUCCGCGGGCGCGCUCACGGCCUCCGCGCUGGUCACCGGAGCCUGUUUAGGAGAAGCCGGCGCCAACAUCAUAGAUGUGGCUAAAGAAGCCCGAAAGCGCUUCCUGGGCCCCAUGCACCCCUCUUUCAACCUGGUGAAGAUCAUGCGCACACACUUACACCGCGUGAUGCCCGUUGACGGCUACAUCAGAGCCACCGGCCGCCUGGGCAUCUCUCUGACCCGCGUGACGGAUGGAGAAAACGUGCUGGUGUCUCACUUCAACAGCAAUGAGGAGCUCGUACAGGCGUGUAUAUGCAGUGCUUAUAUUCCUGUUUACUGUGGCCUGAUCCCGCCCACCCUGCAAGGAGUGAGGUAUGUGGACGGCGGCAUCAGUGAUAAUCUGCCGCAGUACGAGCUGAAGAACACCAUCACCGUGUCUCCGUUCUCAGGAGAAAGUGACAUCUGUCCUCGAGACGUCAGCUCGACUAAUAUCCACGAGCUGCGCUUCACCAACACCUCCAUCCAGUUCACACUCGCCAACCUCUACAGAGUCUCCAGAGCACUGUUCCCACCUGAUCCACUGGUGAUGAAGAGCAUGUGUAAGCAGGGCUACAGAGACGCUUUGCUCUUCCUCAAGAAGAACGGUCUGUUACAGUAUCGAGGGCCGCAUCGAGCGCUGGCCGCCGCUGCUGAAGGAGCUGAUGAGGAGUCUGACGGUGAAGAUGAAGAGCGCAGAGAUGAAGGAGAACCAGAAGCUGAUGAUCAUCGCUCCAGCAUGGAGGAGCACGUCUUUGAGCAUCUGCCACCCAGAGUACAUAAAGCACUGGUGGAGGCCUGUCGGGAGAGGCGGAGUCUUCUUCAGUCGUUAAGCAACAUGCUGCCUGUCAGAAUGGCUUCUGCUAUCCUGUUGCCGUACACUCUUCCUCUGGAGUCGGCUCUGUCGGUCAGCAUCAGGCUGUUGGAGUGGCUGCCGGACGUUCAGGAGGACGUGGGCUGGAUGAAGGAGCAGACGCUGAAGCUGCUCAACAGUGUUUUCUCUCACGCCGGCCGCAGUGCGUCACAGCAGGUUUCUGCACGUGUGUCGUGUCAGCUGGAUGUGAGGCGCUGUGAGUCUGCGCCGCUGAGCUCCAGCGCGUCUCGUCUUCUGCCCGUCUGGCUGUCCAGCAGCAGCUCUUCAAUGCUGGACGUCAUGCUGAGACUCCAGCAGUACCCGCGCCAGCUCCUGCCAGCCAUGUUCUGCCUCAACCUGGACCUCCGCAGCUCGUUGACGUCCGGACACCAACAGGACAUGGAGGGCCUGAUCAUGAAGCCUCUCGAAGACCGCGACACCAGCCUGACUCCUUAAACACAGGCCGGCGCAUCCCAGAACGCAAUGCGAGGAGGCUGAGUCAAACUUUUAGGAGCCUUUUGAUUUAUUUGAAGCCCUGUCCACAGGAACAUGAGUACUUUCAAAACCGAAGUUUGUUUUUCUACACGGUUUGCCUGAUUGUCCACAUGAAAACACAGGAUAAGGUGACUGAAAGAAAAACUUUGGAAACUUUUCAAGAUUUUCCGAAACAUUAUGAUCGCUACAACCGAAGUUUUUCCCUCAUGAUGUCAGCAUACAUGCAGUUUACUCCUUUCUGAUUGGCCCACACAGCUGGGUUCACACCAAACGCGCUCGUACGGCACUUACCAAAAGAGACGGGAUAAAACUUAUUCUACAUAUUUCACAUGUCUGCACAGAGAGGUCACGUUUUGAUCUUCUAUUGGUCUCACACAAUCACAUGAUGCGAUUUCACAGAUCGGAGAUUACCAAGCUUGAAAUUUGGAUUGCAGCGACAUGUGAAUCUCGUCACACUAGCUUGCAUUUCUGGGUUGCUGCAUACAGAAGAGUAUGAAUGGAAGUCUAUCGGCUUAUUCACACCGAAAGCAUCUUUGCUAUAGAUAGAUAAAGAUAGACAGACAGACAGACAGACAUAUGGAUGGAUGGAUGGAUGGAUGGAUGGAUGGAUGGAUGGAUGG
Molecule: messenger RNA, 2437 nt
Organism: Danio rerio (zebrafish)
Lineage: Eukaryota; Metazoa; Chordata; Actinopteri; Cypriniformes; Danionidae
Source: RefSeq, a predicted model, not a curated record